Plutella xylostella (diamondback moth) is the source of this 2535-nucleotide messenger RNA. Its product is annotated as sequestosome-1. The record is from RefSeq and is a predicted model, not a curated record. Gene Ontology annotation, cellular component: amphisome; aggresome. NCBI's taxonomy places the organism in Eukaryota, Metazoa, Arthropoda, Insecta, Lepidoptera, Plutellidae. Gene Ontology annotation, molecular function: protein kinase C binding; zinc ion binding; K63-linked polyubiquitin modification-dependent protein binding. Gene Ontology annotation, biological process: mitophagy; aggrephagy; endosome organization.
GCUUGCUGCGAUUCUUGCUUUGCUUCCACAACAUUCGAUAAAGCUCGGUGAUUCAUUAUAUUUUUGCUAUUUAAAACUAGGACUCGGAAGAGUUUUGCUUAGUCGGAAUUCUGAUUUCAUUAGUGUGUGAUAAAAUCGAAAUUUGUGUCAAGAGAGAAACGAUGGAAGAUCAAGUACCAUUCAAGGUGUAUGUGUUCUGGAGCGGCCAGGCCAAGCCAGAGGUCCGCCGGUUUGGCGUGGAGAAGAGCGUCGUCACCAGCUUCCACUACUUGAAUGCCAAACUCCAAGAUGUCUACCCGGGGCUCAAGAACAAGACCUACUCUGUUUCUUGGAAAGAUGAGGAUGGUGAUGACAUCAUCAUUUCAUCAGAUGAUGAGGUGAUGAUUGCCCUCGGCCAGAUCAGUGGGGAUUGUGUGAAACUGAAUGUCCACUGCAAGGAUACGGAGCCGGAGCCUAAGGAUGAAGUCUGUGAAAUAUUACUGCAGACCUUCCCUGCUGCUUCUGCUGCUGGAGGCGGCGGCGACGGCAAACACCACCUGGGCGUGGUCUGCGACGGCUGCGACCAGCAGGUGGUCGGCUUCCGCUACAAGUGCGCCUCGUGCGACGACUACGACCUGUGCGGCAAGUGCGAGGGGGACGGCCUGCACGCCGAGCACUGCAUGGUGCGCAUACCCGCGCCCACUAUGCCGCACGCGUUGAUCAAAGCGGCCAUCAAGCGGUCCCGCCACUUCCUGAAGACUGUCGCAUUGAAGGAGGAAUGCCCCUACAAGAAGAACCGACGCGACAGCAGGAGUGCGGAGAAGCGCGCGCACCGCGAGGAGCACCACCGCGAGCGGCGCGAGAGGCGCGAGUGCCGGCGCCCGCGCGGCUCCUGGCUCGAGACCUUCUCCACAUACAUGAACGAGUUCGCCAACCUCGCCGGCGACGUCGACUGCCACCCGCCCGCUGACGCCAACAAACCAACCACGCAAACUACAGCUGUAGCCACCCAAUCUGCUACCCAAGCCACCCAAGAUGCUACAGCACCACCGGCACAACCCACGGGUGAGAAAACUAACGGUGGUGGCACAACACAAGCGGGCACACAGGAUCCACUCAACAUAUUCCCCGGACAGAAGCUGAUUAACUUCAUGGAGCUGCAGAAGGCGCUUACUGAUGUCAUCUUGCCGACCCUGCAGUCUCACGGAUUGGUGCUGCCGACCAAUCUCAUCAGUCCUCAGUCCCAGCCUGAAGCGUCAGCCAAUCAGGCGGCUCCUAAUCCUCCUCAAUCUUCGGUGAAUGCCGAACCGAUGCCUUCGUCGUCUACGGCCAACGCAUCCGCUGCUCCCUCUGAGUCGUCGAACCCGGAAGUGGAAGUGUCGGGCGCGAGGAAGAGCCCUGAGUCUGACGGGAUGAGCGUGAAGUCUGUGUCUUCAGCGUCAAGCUCGUCGAGGUACGCCGAUACCGCUAUGGAGAAGAAUGAUGACUGGACCGUGAUUAACAAGGAGAAUGACUUAAUGGACGUGGCCGGGGCCCCGAGCGCUCCGUCCGAGGCGGCCCCCAUCGGGUUCAACCUGCCGCAGGAGUUCCAGGACCGGCUCAGGAUGCACGAGGGACAGCUCUACCCGGCCCUCAACACCGCUACCGCUGUGACCAACCCCAAGGAGCCUGAGCGUCCGGCGCAGAGCCAGCCGCAGCCAGCCCCGACCCAGCCACAGCCAUCGCCAGCUCAGGCCCCCAAGCCGCAGCAGCCGCGCCAUGCUAAACCCCACAUCGCGGCGGCCAUAGACCACAUGCUGGCCAUGGGCUUCAACAACGACAGCGGCUGGCUGACGCAGCUGCUCGAGAACUACGACGGAAACAUCUCCGCAGUCCUCGACCUCCUCACCCCGGUGCACCCGAAAAAGAAGUAAACUUUCAAACGAGGCGCCAUGGAGUUGCAAACUCUUUUGUGUUCGCGUGAAAAAAAAGUUAAAAAUAUAAAAACAAAAAAAAAAUAUUAUUGUUAGGAGUAGAAUGUAGCAUGUUUCUGUAAGGCCAGGAAGUGGUGCAGGAUUUGAUAAGGUUUUUAUAGCAUAAGAAAAGAUAUAUUAUAAUUGACUUUAUUAGUACUUUCUAAAAUUAUGUUUAUAAUGUAGAAUCUUUAAUUUUACUAUCUCAGACAUAAAUAUUACUUUAUUAUUAUAAUUUUUAUACUUAGUUUUAGUUUUACGCAAUGAUUAUAAAAUUUAUUUCAAAUCAUGGGCAUUUAGCUCUACAUUCCUUGCCUAAAACUUCAUUGAUAUCGAAUUUAUAUUGCUACGUAAUAAGUUUAUGUUUAAAAUAAUGUUCGGAGCCGAGUUAGGAGAAAUAAAUUGCAAAAUUUAAAUACAUAGUUAUAAUGGCAACGUUUUAUCACCUUAAUUUCGAGCUCCCUGUGAUGGUAAAAGAGAUGUGAUAUGUAUUAUGGACUGUGGUAGUUUAGUUUCUAAUUAUUACUAGCUUAUAACAAACAUAAUUUAUAAUAAUUAUGAUAUUCUCUAUAAAUUACUAUUUAAUAAAGGUUAAUGGGAUAAA